GCUAGAAACGUGUACACGUGGGGAUAAAAUAUGGCUACCUGUUUGUCGCAGGACGGUUUCAGUCUAAAUCAGAAUGAACAAUUAUUGGAAUUUAACCAACAAUUUCUAAUCGGUAUCACAAUUUAAAAAGCGACGUGAAAUUAUUGUUCGAGAUCCAGCGUCAUGAAGCUCGUGGGACUGUUGUUUCUCGCAUGGGCCUGGUUCGAUUCUAGGUCGCUGGCUAGUGUCACUUCUUCCUCUUCAUCGGAAAGUAACAACAACCUUGACUCCUCAGAUAGUUUACACCUGAAUAGCUGCCGACAGUGUGUGAGCGUGACUGACCACGAAGCAGCCAGGAGACUUAAAAUGGAAGCAGUCAAAAAUCAAAUUUUGUCCAAAUUGCAGCUUCAAGAAAGACCAAACAUGACUAACCCAUUGCCCCGGAACGUUAUGCUUCAAGUACUUCAACAUGCCUAUAAUCACGAGAUAACUGAAGACUCGUUGCAAGACCAGGCAGUACCGGAUGACGCAGAGGACAUGUCUGAAGAGAAAGACAAUUAUUAUGGCAGAGUUUCUGAAAUCGUAGUAUUCUCAGAGCCAGGAGGAAGGAUAAAUGACUACGUUCUCUUGGACUUUUUCCAACCUGUUCACCGUUCUCCACAGCGUAUACGUGUAACGGCAGCAUUUUUGUGGGUUCAACUCCGUGCUAACCCAUCUCUGGCCCAGCUCGAACAAGCGGGACUGGUUAACAGUAGCCUCACUCUUUAUGUGUUUAGGGUAGAUGAGCCUCCUAACGGUACUAUGAAUGCUCUCAACUAUUCCUUAUUGGCCCUGAAACGGAUAGAGUCAUCUCCUGUAGGGUGGCAGCGACUAGACCUUUAUCAGGUAGUCCAAGAAUGGUUCAAGGCCUCCGAGACUACAAAACUCACCCUCCUAGUUGACUGCAAUGGAUGCAACUCUUCGAUAGAACCAGUGUUGUUUAGCGGAGUUGCUGGAGUGGGAGGAACUAACCAGUCAUCAGAAGCGGGAGUCCGACCGUUUUUAUCUAUAGGGACAGAAACAGUGCCUCAGCGACGAUCUCUGAGAUUCACCAAGACCUGUAAAGCUCAUACGACGAACUGUUGCGUGCAGUCGCUUUUCAUCAGCUUCAGGAAACUUGGAUGGGAAGACUGGAUAAUUGCUCCUAAAGGUUACCAGGCCAACUACUGUAUGGGCCGAUGUGGACGGUCCCCGCGAACCCCAGAUACUUAUCCAGACUAUUGGUAUUACAGCCAAGUGAUGGAUGAACAUCGUCGGAGAAAUCCCUUUGCGUCCAUCACACCAUGCUGUGCUCCCACUAAGUUGGCAUCCCUCUCCAUCAUCUAUGUAGAUAAAGAUAUGAACAUCUUUCAGUCGACUUUACCGAACAUGAGAGUUGAGGAAUGUGGUUGUACCUAAUAUAGCCAUCAUUUCAAUAGAAACUGUGGAUAAAAAAACGCACCAUCUGAUAUUGAAGACUGUUUCUGUGACUUAAUAGGAGGAUUAGCAUAAAGAACAAUGUUAAAAGUGUAAAACUAGAGUAAUAAAUUAAACUUUUAUUAACUUUGUGAAUUAAGAACCCUUUCUUAGAAGUAUGACAACAAAAC
Limulus polyphemus (Atlantic horseshoe crab) is the source of this 1604-nucleotide messenger RNA. RefSeq names its product inhibin beta B chain-like. The transcript is spliced from 2 exons. Lineage: Eukaryota; Metazoa; Arthropoda; Merostomata; Xiphosura; Limulidae. The record is from RefSeq and is a predicted model, not a curated record. Gene Ontology annotation, molecular function: cytokine activity; growth factor activity. Gene Ontology annotation, cellular component: extracellular region. The coding region runs from base 163 to 1416 and encodes 417 amino acids. Gene Ontology annotation, biological process: SMAD protein signal transduction.